This is a messenger RNA of Triplophysa rosa, 2416 nucleotides long. RefSeq names its product E3 ubiquitin-protein ligase TRIM35-like. Gene Ontology annotation, molecular function: zinc ion binding; protein binding. The coding region runs from base 262 to 1740 and encodes 492 amino acids. The record is from RefSeq and is a predicted model, not a curated record. NCBI's taxonomy places the organism in Eukaryota, Metazoa, Chordata, Actinopteri, Cypriniformes, Nemacheilidae. The transcript is spliced from 5 exons.
GAAUCAGCAGGUUUGGUUGUGAAUAAACUCACCCCACUUUCACAGCUAAGUUAACCAGGAAGCUCAGACUGCAGUAAACUCACAUGCUAAGAAAACUAAGAACACAGAUUCAUUUGACGAUGGACCGUCAUGUGGAAUAUUUUUGAUGGACAGCUUUAAGAGUACCUGCUGUGGAUGUGAAGAUGUUGAGAAAUGAAACAGGAUCAUAACUAAACUGAAAGUGAAACUUUGAGGAAGGAUUUGUACAUGUAACUUGUUAAAAUGGCGUCUAAAUGUUUUUGUGAGGAGGAUUUCUCUUGUCCUGUGUGCUGUGAGAUUUUUAAAGAUCCCGUUCUGUUAUCCUGUACUCACAGCGUCUGUAAAGACUGUAUUCACAGAUUCUGGGAAAGUAAAGGAGCUCAAGAAUGUCCAGUUUGCAGAAGAAGAUCGUCUAAGGAACAUCCUCCAGUAAACUUGGCUUUAAAGAAUCUGUGUGAGAGUUUCUUACAGGAGAGAAGUGAGAGAUCUUCAUCAGUCUGUCAUCUUCACAAUGAGAAACUCAAACUCUUCUGUCUGGAUGAUCAACAGCCCGUGUGUGUCGUGUGUCGAGACUCCAGAACACACAACAACCACAAAUUCUGUCCUGUCAAUGAAGCUGUCGAAGAUAAUAAGGAGAAACUCAGUGCUGCAUUAAAACCCUUACAGGAGAAACUGAGAAUAUUUGAGAAGUUUAAACAGAAUUUGGAUAAAACAGCAGAACAUAUAAAGAUUCAGAGUCGCAGCACAGAGACGCAGAUUCAUGAAGAGUUUGAGAAACUUCACCAGCUUCUACAUGAUGAAGAAUCAGCCAGAAUAAGAGCACUGAGAGAGGAAGAGGAGCAGAAGAGUCAGAUGAUGAAGGAGAAGAUUGAGAAGAUCAACAGAGACAUUUCAUCUCUUUCACACACAAUCAGAGGUGUAGAGGAGCAGAUGACAGCUGAAGAUGUUUCAUUCCUACAGGUACUUCAAUCUUCACUCCAAUAUAUGAGGCUCAUUUUCAAUCAUGUCAAUCAUGUCAAUUGUGUGUUUGUGUUUCAACAGAAAGUGAAGAGCACGCUGGAGAGAGUUCAGUGUGGAGCGUCAGAUCCAGAGAACAUCUCAGGAAUGAUGAUCAAUGUAGCAAAACAUCUCAGCAACCUGAAGUUUACUGUCAUACACAAGAUGAAGGACAAUGUUCAAUACACUCCAGUGACUUUAGAUCCAAACACUGCUCACUGUAAACUCCUCGUGUCUGAUGAUAUGAUGAGUGUGAGAUUCAGCGAAGAAGCAUCAGAGCUGAUUCCUGAAAAUCCAGAGAGAUAUCGUGAUUCUGUGUAUGUUGUGGGUUCAGAGAGUUUGAGAUCAGGGAUUCACUGCUGGGAUGUUCAGGUUGGAAACAACACAGACUGGUGUCUGGGUGUGAAAACGGAUUCUGCCAAGAGGAACAACAGCGGAAACUUGUCUUGGUUAAGUUUAUUAAGGAGAAAGUGCUUUUAUCUGAAAUAUCACACUGGUGAAUACACUGCAGUCGGUACACCACGGGAAUGUCUGUCCCUCUCAGUGAAAGCUCAGAGAAUCCGAGUUGAGCUGGAUUGUGACAAAGGAAAUCUGUCAUUCUCUGAUCCUCUCACUAACACACACAUACACACUUUCACACACACGUUUAGAGGAUUUUUUCCAUUCUUCAGUGUUACCAGUAACAUUUGUCCCCUAGUGAUCUUACCUGUAAAAAAACACACUUAAAAAUUCAAUUCAAAUAGAGAUUUUAUUUUAUCAUUACAGUUAUCAGUUGUUACUAACGUAACUUACAUUUUAAUAUUAAUUCAGUUUUGUUUUUUUAUGUUUCAUGUAAGGGAUAAUGUAUAAGCAGCCGGUUAUUAACCCCAACAGUAUGAUCAUGCGAUAACAGCCGGCUUUCUAUACAUAAUCCCAAUUAUUACAAGGCUACUUACCUCAGAAGUAAGUUAUUGAACAUGAAAAAUUGAUUUGAAAUAUUUUAUUAGUUUAUUAGCAUUUUAACAAAUGCAGACCUUCCACAAGGAAAAAUAAUCAAACUGAUUUGCAGCAUCCGGGUUACCAUGUGUUAUUAAUAUUGAGCGGUUGUUAUCUGGGAAUAACAGACCUUGGAAUGUUGUAACUGACCAGUCAGAAUCAACUAUUCCAGAGCGCAAAAAUUCAUUUAUUUUCGGACUCAUGAUUCUGCUGUAGUGUCAAACUCUUUCAGACACGUCACUGCCACCUAAUAUUCUUACAAACCUUUAUACAAACUAUUAGAAAUAUUUGCAUGUAAUUUUUUUAUGAUGUUUCAAUGAUUUAGAUUCAUGAACGUUUUACAUAUGAUUUUUGUCAUUAUUCAAUUUUUACUUUUUUGUUCAUCUUUAUUUUUCCCUGAAUCCACACUGAAGUUUUGAGUGAAAUA